UUUAACUCUUGUGCAUCCUCCAUAUGUCCCAAUUCCCGCCUGCCCAAAUACAGACGGUGAUUGCUAUUUCUCCACCGUCAGCGGCGGGCUUUGUUUCUCCGAAAAAAUGGCUACAGAGGAAGCGUCGGAGACCAUAUUGAUUCGGCAUCUCCCGGAAGCUAUCCCUCCCGAAACUCUCUCUAGACUUCUAACUCACUACGGCGCAUCUUCUGUCCGGCCUUGUACUCAUGGAAGUGUAAAAAAUUGUGCCUUUGUAGAUUUCAAGGAUGAAGCCCUGGCAUAUCAAGCACAGAGGCAGUUGAAUGGCCUACGGUUUCUUGGUAAGAUAUUAUCUGUUGAAAGAGCUAGUAAACGAACUGAGGCAGACAAACAGCACCAGCAGAGUGUUCGUGGGACCGGCAAGGAUUCAAUCAAUUUGAUCAAAGAUAGUGCUUCAUACAAAGAACGUGAUGGAAGCUCACUAUCCUAUCUACGCAAUGAACCAAUUGCUGAAAGACUUGGAGUGGACUAUCCGUUUCCACCUCAUCUUGAAUAUGCAUACCCUCCACCUGAUGGACACAUUUUGACUAAUAUUGUAAAUGCUCUUAUCGCUGUCCCACGGUUUUACACACAGGUCUUACACUUGAUGAACAAGAUGAAUAUCCCUGCUCCAUUCCGGACUGCAUUGCCCACUCCACCUCUGCCAAUCCCAGCAUCUUUCACUCCUCAACCUCCGCCACCUCCUCCUCCACCAACAGAUAACGAAACUACAGCGGACAAUUUGUUGAGCAGUGAAUCCGAAAUGGAGUCUUCUGAUGAGGAAACUCCUCCAUGUGUCGGUGGCCCUAAAAGAAAGCGGAUGAAGCGAGAAGCUAUUGUUGGUCCUGCGGUGAACAAGGAUGUGGCUCAUGAGGCUGUUGGAUUGAAACCUGGUGUUUUGCUCCCUAAAGAAAUGCCAAUGAUAAAAAAGAAGAACUCUGUAUUGCAGAUCAAAAUAGCACCUAAACAAGUUCAUUCCGAUCGGAUGAAUGAUGAUUGUACAAGAGAAGUACAUGGAGAAGAUGAGGAGAAUUCAGAUAAUAAGCCUGUUCUGACUAUUGAAGAAUUGAAGAGUGGGAAAUUGGUCCCUGAAGAAAUUUUGUCACUUCCUGUGUUCAAGAAUUAUUCUGUUGGGGAUCCAUCUAGGGUGUUGUACAUCAAGAACUUGUCAAGGGAUGUGAUUACUGAUGACUUCUACUUCAUUUUUGGAUCCUUCUUUGAAAGUACUGAUGCUGCUAGAUCCAGUCUGACUGUGAAGUUAAUGCAGGAAGGAAGAAUGCGUGGUCAAGCUUUUAUUACAUUCCCAACAGUUGAACUAGCUCAAAAUGCAUUGAACCUGGUGAAUGGGUACGUGUUUAAAGGCAAGCCCAUUGUCAUUCAGUUCGGGCGUAACACUGCUGCCAGUACCAGCUAGUUGGACAAGGGACACUACUAUUUUAUUCUGAGAGAAAUUUAAAUUACGACACUCAAAACUUCAUUAUGAGGGGUUACUCAAGCAAGCUUCCGUACAUAGUUGAAGAGACAAUGGCAAUGUGUAUAGUUGUUCAUAUGCUUGCCUAAGAAGCAUUAUACUGUUAAAUGUUUUUUGGCGUCUAAAUCAACAUUUGUGCAUAUAUCAACCUUGUUUAUAGACUAUGAUCCAACGUUUUGUGUUAGGCUUGGGGAUAUCACUUCUACACCUUGAAAUGUCUAGUGAGUGUCAUUUUUACUCCUUGAUCCACAUUGUAAUGUAGACAAUGGUUUUAUUUAUAAUUUUCAAUGAAGGUAGAGAUGCAGCAAAAUAAUAAUAAUAUGACACAAGGUUAAGGAGAGUGUAAAGAAUAAAUUGAUACUGCAAUGGUGGUUGUUUUCCUCUGUUUCUUGAGUAGGAUUUUCGGAAGUGCUUUUCGGCAAGGGUAGGUUUUUGGUGAUUUCAAUAUUGGAGCACGAUGAUGGUAGAUUAUCAUGACUUGGAGGAUUUGCAUGGGAUGUUGCAAAUUCGAUGUUUCAAUUGCGGUGAAGUGUGAAGACUUGAUGUUUCAAUUCAAUGGUUUAUUCUCCUCCUAAACCAUCAUAUUUGGGGAUGGGAUAGGUUAAGAGGAUGGUUUCAGGGUAAAGAGACAGGAAUUUCUGUUCAUGGUGUCUUGGAGGUAUUCAGAGCGGUUGAAAUCAAAGAGGGGUUGUGGCAUGAGAAGUGUGGGUUCAUGGUUGGUUAUGUGGUAUUGUGACCUUUAUGGGUGUGCUAAAAAAAUUCCGGAGGAGACUAUUGUGAACUGGCAAUUUGGAUAAUUUCCUUGUGAAAUGAGGAACUAACUUGAUUGGUGGUUGUUUAAUUGGUGUAUUAUAUUCUCCUUUGUCUAAAAGUAUGUCUAUUAUCCCCAUGACCCCAUGACGAUUUCUGUCUAAUUGUCUAUGAUUUGCUCAACCCUAAGUAAGGAUGUCGUUCUUUGUAGGGCUGGACACGAGCCUGUUUUGGACCCGGAUCGGUCAGCCCUACGGAAAAUAUUAUGAGGCUCGGGAUCGGAACCUCUGAAGUCUAAACCUCUAUUUUAGGUUCUGAUUUUGGUCCGUUUUAUUUUUCUUUCCAAAAAAUAACUUGUUUACUGUAAGUUUAAACAUGUAUGGAUUAAAAUUUAUAAUGUCAUGAGAUAUUUAUUAUAAUUGUUUAA
Messenger RNA from Cuscuta epithymum, 2666 nucleotides. Lineage: Eukaryota; Viridiplantae; Streptophyta; Magnoliopsida; Solanales; Convolvulaceae. The record is from the annotation of a GenBank genome assembly.